CAUAAAGGAAUGCAUCACAUUUUCGAUUAUUUCAAUUAAUUUACAACACGACAAAUCAUUCCAGGAAAUUAGGAGGGAGUGGUACAUAAGAUUGCUCCCUGUAUUUGAAAUCAAUUAAUUCCGAGAAAUAAAUUAUAUGAUUACUAUAAAUUAGGUUAUGUUGUGAAGUGAAGAUUGAAUAAAAACAAUGUCAGGUAGUGUCAACAUAUGUGCUGUAACAGAGGAAGUAAAAAAAGCCUUGAAAGAAUUUAGAUUUAGAAAGGCCCAGGAUACGGCAGCCCUUGUACUGAAAGUUGACCGAGAAAAGCAACAAAUUAUAAUAGACGAGAAAUUUGAAGAUAUAAGUAUUGAAGACUUGCAGGAAUCACUGCCUAGUCAUCAGCCUCGUUACAUAGUCCUGUCCUAUCGUCAAGAACACAGUGAUGGAAGAGUAUCAUAUCCGUUGUGUUUUAUCUUUUUUACACCUAGAGAUAGCCAUGCUGAGCUUCAAAUGAUGUACGCAGGAUCAAAAAUUGCCCUUCAGCAAGAGGCUGAUCUCACGAGGGCCUAUGAAAUUAGAGAACUCGAAGAUCUAACGGAAGAGUGGUUAUUAGGGAAGCUCGGUAACUAAAUUGACUAAAUGUUUGAGUAUAAAACUUGCCUCUCUAAAAUAUUAGGACAAACUAUGUAUUUACUGGAUGUGUUCGAGCAAUCAUAAAUAGUAUUCAUCAUAUACCAAGGGAAUAAUAAAUAAAGUAUUACUAUGCAUGUAUAAAAAAUAAAGCUGCCAUAAAUUUCACGUUGGGUGUCAAAAAAAUUAAAGCAAUAUUCUUUCCAGUUAAUUUUAUUUGGACUGUGAUAUUAAAUUAACCAGUUUAUAUGA
Molecule: messenger RNA, 862 nt
Organism: Anoplophora glabripennis (Asian longhorned beetle)
Lineage: Eukaryota; Metazoa; Arthropoda; Insecta; Coleoptera; Cerambycidae
Gene: GMF
Product: glia maturation factor beta
Exons: 3
Coding region: 188-610 (140 amino acids)
Biological process (GO): actin filament debranching; negative regulation of Arp2/3 complex-mediated actin nucleation
Cellular component (GO): actin cortical patch
Molecular function (GO): actin binding; Arp2/3 complex binding
Source: RefSeq, a predicted model, not a curated record